Molecule: messenger RNA, 1244 nt
Organism: Notechis scutatus (mainland tiger snake)
Lineage: Eukaryota; Metazoa; Chordata; Lepidosauria; Squamata; Elapidae
Gene: MARCHF1
Product: membrane associated ring-CH-type finger 1
Molecular function (GO): zinc ion binding
Source: RefSeq, a predicted model, not a curated record
CCCCCCCCAAGGACCGCGGGGGGACUCUUGGCGACGCGAGGAUAUGAACAGUCUUCCAGGUGGGCUACUCAGAGGGAGUGAAUCCGAAAGGCGUCCUCCAAUCAGGCUCAGGCAACCCGCAGCCUGGUCCAAAUGCCUCUCCGGCGGAUCUCGGUAAUCCCAGCGCAGGAGACGACCAGCAAUGGGAGAAGUUCCGUAGGUAGAAACAAAGAGAAGAACAGGGAAGUCGAGAAUUUCAGAAUUUGAAAAGGGAUAAGUGGAAGGAGAAAAUGUUGGGCUGGUGCCAAGCGAUAGCUCGUAAUCCUCUCAGAUUCCCAAACAGCACAAGAACGCCUGAAGUCACAGGUGAUGCUUCACAUAUCUCUGCCUUGAAUGAAAAAUCUCCAGGGCGCUCAACAAGUCGAUCGAGUAACAUUUCGAAGGCAAGUAGUCCUACUACAGGGACAGCUCCCGGAAGUCAAUCACGGUUAUCUGUCUGCCCAUCUACUCAGGACAUCUGUAGGAUCUGUCACUGUGAGGGAGAUGAUGAAAGCCCUCUCAUCACACCAUGUCGCUGCACAGGGACCUUACGUUUCGUUCAUCAGGCUUGUCUACAUCAAUGGAUUAAGAGCUCAGACACGCGGUGCUGUGAACUCUGCAAGUAUGACUUCAUCAUGGAGACUAAACUUAAACCUCUCCGAAAGUGGGAGAAACUGCAGAUGACAACAAGUGAAAGAAGAAAAAUAGUUUGCUCAGUCACAUUCCACAUUAUUGCUAUUACCUGUGUAGUUUGGUCAUUGUACGUAUUGAUAGAUCGGACUGCUGAGGAAAUUAAGCAAGGCAAUGACAAUGGAGUCCUAGAAUGGCCAUUUUGGACAAAGUUGGUUGUGGUAGCCAUUGGAUUCACUGGAGGCCUUGUCUUCAUGUACGUGCAGUGUAAAGUCUACAUUCAGUUAUGGCGAAGGCUGAAGGCUUAUAACCGUGUGAUAUUUGUUCAGAACUGUCCAGAUACUGCCAAAAAACUGGAAGAGAAAAAUUCUUCCACCAUUCAGAACACUGAAAUUAAAGAUACUGUUGUGGUUCCAGUUUCACAGACAGAGACGAACUGUCAGCAAACAGAAGAAACUAUUUCUGAUGUCAUGCCAGUUUGAUGGAAGUAGCAUUUCUUUGGGAAAUAAAGUGAAAUGUUUCUGUUAGCUACAGGAAAAAAGAUAAUCAAAUCCAGAGAGUAUAUUUGAAAAAAAAGAACGAACAUAAAAAAAAUA